Thyridium curvatum is the source of this 972-nucleotide messenger RNA. RefSeq lists its product as uncharacterized. Lineage: Eukaryota; Fungi; Ascomycota; Sordariomycetes; Thyridiales; Thyridiaceae. Bases 1 to 972 code for a protein of 323 amino acids. The transcript has 2 exons. Gene Ontology annotation, molecular function: dioxygenase activity. The record is from RefSeq and is a predicted model, not a curated record.
AUGUCUCCUCACAAGGUCGAGAACAAGGAGCAGGCCAAGUACCUGGCCAGCCUACCCGCCUCCAAUGUCGGCGCCCUCUGGACCGUCAUGGAGGCCAUGGUGCCCCCUCGCCCCGCGCCCAAGGCCGAGGUCGCUAGCUGGAAGUACAAAGAGCUGCGUCCCUUGCUCGAGGAGGCCGGCCGGCUCGUCAACGCCGAGGAGGCCGAGCGCCGCGUCCUCAUGCUCGUCAACCCCGCCAUGACGGCCCCCUACACCACCGACACCCUCUACGGCGGCCUGCAGCUCAUCCUGCCCGGCGAGACCGCCAUCGCCCACAGGCACACUGCUUUCGCCCUGCGCUUCAUCAUCGAGGGCGAGCGCGGCUUCACCGCCGUCGGCGGCAAGAAGGUCACCAUGCGGCGCGGAGACGUCAUCACCACGCCCAGCUGGCAGUGGCACGACCACGGCCACGAGGGCGAGGGCCCCAUGAUCUGGCUCGACGGGCUCGACCUGCCUCUGUAUCAGGCCUUCCCCACCAACUUUGCCGAGAUCUACAAGGAGCCCAGGUACCCCAGCGAACCGAGCGAGGAUGACAGUGACCUCCGCAUCGGCUGGGAGACGGCUCAGGCCGACCUCGACGCCCAGCCCGGCGUCCACGCCAUCUACCAUUACGGCAUCGGCGAGGGCGACUCCCGCCGACCCCUGUCCAAGACGGUCGGCGGCCAGGCCGAGCGCGUCGACGCCGGCGCCAAGUCGUCCCCCAUGCGCGAGACCUGCUCCUUCAUCUACCACUGCUACCAGGGCAAGGGCAAGACGACCCUCCGCCUGGCCAGCGGCGAGGAGAAGGUCGUCGAGUGGUCCCGCGGCGACUCGUUUGCCGUCCCCGCGUGGACGCAGAGGGUGCACGUCGCCGAGGAGGGCGAGACGGCGUACCUGUUUGCCGUCAACGACAAGCCGCUGCUGACGCAAUUGGGCAUGUACCGCAAGGAGUAA